Molecule: messenger RNA, 1834 nt
Organism: Phodopus roborovskii (desert hamster)
Lineage: Eukaryota; Metazoa; Chordata; Mammalia; Rodentia; Cricetidae
Gene: Cct7
Product: chaperonin containing TCP1 subunit 7
Exons: 12
Coding region: 95-1726 (543 amino acids)
Biological process (GO): protein folding
Cellular component (GO): chaperonin-containing T-complex
Molecular function (GO): ATP hydrolysis activity; ATP-dependent protein folding chaperone; ATP binding
Source: RefSeq, a predicted model, not a curated record
GGUGCUUCUCCGGCGCGGAGCAUUGUGGGCCUGGGUGGGCGGUUCCGAGGCCGAGCACGGACGAGCGUAGCGGGCUCCCGAGGCGGCUUCCAAGAUGAUGCCCACACCAGUUAUCCUGUUGAAAGAGGGGACUGAUAGCUCCCAAGGCAUCCCUCAGCUUGUGAGUAACAUCAGUGCCUGCCAAGUGAUUGCUGAGGCUGUAAGAACCACACUGGGUCCCCGUGGCAUGGACAAGCUUAUUGUGGAUGGUCGAGGCAAAGCUACAAUUUCUAAUGAUGGGGCCACAAUUCUGAAACUCCUUGAUGUUGUCCAUCCUGCAGCAAAGACUUUAGUAGACAUUGCCAAAUCCCAAGAUGCCGAGGUUGGUGAUGGCACCACCUCAGUGACCCUGCUGGCUGCUGAGUUUCUGAAGCAGGUGAAGCCCUACGUGGAGGAAGGCUUGCACCCUCAGAUUAUCAUCCGAGCGUUCCGCACAGCCACCCAAUUGGCUGUUAACAAAAUCAAAGAAAUUGCUGUGACUGUGAAGAAACAAGAUAAAGUAGAGCAGAGGAAGAUGCUGGAAAAGUGUGCAAUGACAGCCCUGAGCUCCAAGCUGAUCUCUCAGCAGAAGGCCUUCUUCGCCAAGACGGUGGUUGAUGCUGUGAUGAUGCUUGAUGAGUUGCUGCAGCUUAAAAUGAUUGGCAUCAAGAAAGUUCAGGGUGGAGCCCUAGAGGAGUCUCAGCUGGUGGCCGGUGUCGCAUUCAAGAAGACUUUCUCUUAUGCUGGGUUUGAAAUGCAGCCCAAGAAGUAUAAGGACCCCAAGAUUGCCCUCUUAAAUGUUGAGCUUGAGCUGAAAGCAGAGAAAGAUAAUGCUGAAAUCAGAGUCCACACGGUGGAGGAUUAUCAGGCAAUUGUUGAUGCUGAGUGGAACAUUCUUUAUGACAAGUUAGAGAAGAUCCAUCAGUCUGGAGCCAAAGUCAUCUUGUCCAAACUCCCCAUUGGGGAUGUGGCUACCCAGUACUUUGCUGAUAGGGACAUGUUCUGUGCUGGCCGUGUGCCUGAGGAGGAUCUGAAGAGGACAAUGAUGGCCUGUGGAGGCUCAAUUCAGACGAGUGUGAAUGCUCUGGUUCCAGAUGUGCUAGGCCGCUGCCAGGUGUUUGAAGAGACCCAGAUCGGAGGCGAGAGGUACAAUUUCUUCACUGGCUGCCCCAAGGCCAAGACAUGCACCAUCAUCCUCCGUGGUGGCGCGGAACAGUUUAUGGAGGAGACGGAACGGUCCCUGCAUGAUGCUAUCAUGAUUGUGAGGCGGGCCAUUAAGAAUGACUCUGUGGUGGCUGGUGGUGGAGCCAUUGAGAUGGAGCUCUCCAAAUACCUGCGGGAUUACUCAAGGACCAUUCCAGGGAAGCAGCAGCUGUUGAUUGGGGCGUAUGCCAAGGCGCUGGAAAUUAUUCCACGACAGCUGUGUGACAACGCUGGCUUUGACGCCACAAACAUCCUUAACAAGCUUCGGGCUCGGCAUGCACAGGGGGGCAUGUGGUAUGGGGUGGACAUCAACAAUGAGGGCAUCACCGACAACUUCCAGGCCUUCGUGUGGGAGCCAGCCAUGGUGCGCAUCAAUGCCCUGACGGCAGCUUCUGAGGCUGCCUGCCUUAUCGUGUCUGUGGAUGAGACUAUCAAGAACCCCCGCUCUACCGUGGAUGCUCCCCCAGCAGCUGGCCGGGGUCGAGGCCAAGGCCGCCUUCACUGAGUGGCGGUCGCACCCCCUGAUGAGGGAAUUGGUGGUGAGAAUACGGUUCAUUAGUCUGCUGUGUUCUCCCUGGAGGUUAUUUAAAUAAAACUUAAGAUUAUUUGGUCA